Molecule: messenger RNA, 1878 nt
Organism: Musca vetustissima
Lineage: Eukaryota; Metazoa; Arthropoda; Insecta; Diptera; Muscidae
Product: thioester-containing protein 1 allele R1-like
Exons: 5
Coding region: 1-1878 (625 amino acids)
Cellular component (GO): extracellular region
Source: RefSeq, a predicted model, not a curated record
AUGCCGUUAAACGUGGAACCGGUGGAUACCGAGGUGACCCUCUACAAUGAAAAAGAAGAAUUCUAUUUUAUGGAAUCUACCAUCUUCAAUAAGGAUGUUGGUUCGUCGGAUCAAAGACGUAGUAGAAAAUUGAAAAUCGCUGCAAAUAGUGUUGCCACUACUGCAUUUUUAAUAAAUCCCCGGCAAGUGGGUAAGAUCAGACUUCAAGUUACGGCUACAAAUUCCCUUGCCAAUGAUGGCAUCAUUGAAAUGCUUCGUGUGGAACCGGAGGGUAUUUUGAUAAAAGUUAAUGAGGCCGUAUUCAGUAAUGUCGUACCAAAUGCACCGAUUGAGUUUUCAUAUCCCAUAAAUAUUUCGGAUGCUGAAAUUAUACCCAAUUCGGAAUAUAUUACCAUGUCCGUAGUGGGUGAUAAUAUGGUACCGGUCUUACAGAAUCUGAAUGAUUUGUUACGCCAGCCCACUGGAUGUGGAGAACAAAAUAUGGCCAACUUUGCUCCAAAUGUUCUGGUGCUACAGUAUCUCAGAUCAACGGGUCAGUAUCACAAAGAACGAGAAUUGGUGGCGAAGGCAAGGCGUUACAUUGAAAUCGGAUUUCAACAACAGCUGACCUAUCGUCACAAGAAUGGUGGCUAUAGUGUGUUUGGUCAGCGUAAAGAUACGGAACCCAGUACCUGGUUGACAGCAUAUACCAUACGAUUUUUCAUCAAGUCCCUAAAAUAUACCAUGUCCAUGGAAUCGCAUAUCAUUGAAAGUGGUCUGGACUAUUUGGCCAAGGCUCAACGUGAUGAUGGUAGUUUUCCCUAUACGGGAUAUUUAAUUUAUCCCGCACAACAGAAUCGUUACGGGUUUACGGCAUUUGUGUUAAUGACUUUCAUAGAGGAACAGAAAUACGCCCGCAAUUACACAACAACCAUUGAAAGGGGUCUAGGAUUCCUCAAGGAACAUUUGGACCAAAUCAAUGAUCUGUAUGCCCUUUCCAUUAUGGCGGUGACCCUACAAAUGGCCAAAGAUAAAUCAAAUUCCAAAAAGAUUCUCGACAAAUUAUUAUCACGAAGGCAGGUGGACAAUGAUUCGAUGUGGUGGACUCAAAAUGAUCGGAACAAGGCAAAGGAUGUCGAAAUCACAGGCUAUAUCUUAAUCGCCCUCUUAGAGGCUGGUAAUGCUGAGGAAGAUUGUGGAUUCAAAUCUAGUCAGGAUACAGUGGUGGGACUGCAGGCCUUAAUUAAAUAUUCCAUGAAAUAUAAGACCGGUGGUGACAUUAAUAUCCUGCUUAACUAUACAGCAAUGGAUGGAGAUAGACAGGUGCUGGAAGUCGGUGAAAUAAUUGUGAAUGAAAAUAAUGUCAAAGUACUACAAACGGAAGAGUUACCCAAAACAACACGCUUGGUGGAAAUUCAAAUCAGCGGGCUGGGGACCUCGCUACUCCAAUUGGCCUAUCACUAUUACACCACCGGUGCUGAAACAUUUCAAUAUUUUCAAAUCGAACCCAAAGUCGAGGUCUUAAAUCCCGGAGAAAUUUCCUUGGAAAUAUGUUUCAGUUAUAUUGAACCCAACUCGGAGGCAACAAAUAUGAUUGUCAUGGAAAUAAAUCUACCAUCUGGGUACAGUGUCAACGAAGAGGAUAGCGAUUAUUUGAUGGAUAAUGAAAUUGUCCAGAGGGUCGAAACGAAAAAUUCCGCAACAACCAUUAUUGUAUAUUCGGAGAAGCUAAAGGCAAAUGUCAAGAAUUGUUUAAAUAUUUUAGCCUAUAAAAUGCAUGAUGUGGUCCAUCGUAAAGCGACUUCGAUAAUUGUUUAUGACUAUUACGAUGUUAAUCGUCACGAUACGGUCUUCUAUAAUAUUUACAAAGAAGCAGCUCAAGAUGGCAAUGAACUUUGA